AUGGGUCGAGACGGCCAUAAGCACCGUUCCCGACGUGAUGAUAAACAUAAGAGCAAACGGAAAGAAGAUGAUGAUGAAAAGCGGCACGGACGACGCAGCAAACACGGCCGUGAGGACGAUGGCUCUUCAUCGCGCAAGAGACACGACAAGAAACGCAAGCAUCGACGAGACGAUGACUCGGAGGAAGAACGUCGUCGAAGACGAAAGAGGAAGCAUCGCCAUGGCGAUUAUUCUUCCAGUGAAGAUGAUGAUCGCAAACGACGAAAGCAUGAUAGUCGACGAAACGACAAGAAAAUCAGCAGUCGAAGUGACGACAAACGAAAGCUCAAGGACAAGAAAGAAAAGAAGGACAAAAAGGAUAAGAAAAGAGAAUCGAAACGUCCUGACAAGUCAAAGAUGCAAUCAUUGGGUCCAGCUUUGGGGAGAAAACCAGACAAGUUGAUUGAUCCAGUCGAAGAUUACUAUUCGUAUCAUGAACAUUUCUGGGUGUACUUGUAUCGUGAAGAAGGGGUUGCCUUUAAUGAUAUGACAUCGGAAGAAUCGAAAGAAGCAUUUGAACGCUUUGCAAAGGAAUACAACUCUGGGAACCUGGAACUAGAAUACUAUGGCGACAGGUUACCAACAGAAGUGAUUGAAGCUACCAAGACCACCAAACAUUCCUGGAGUUUCAGCAAUGUCUUGUCGGAUCGAGAGAAGAAGGGUCUUCAAACCGUUCAACAAGGUAUUAGGCAGCAAACAGAAUACAAUAGCAAAGGACCAGAACCAAAGGCGCCUCCUGGAGGUGCAGCCAUGUGCAAACCAACUGCUGCACCCAAACCAACCACAACAGUAGAACCUCCUACCUUUUCUCGCAAGACCCCAGAAGAGAUUCAAGAAGAACGAUCCGCCAACAAGCGCCUCCGGAAUCAUGUGCGAACUGUCGAAGAAGAACUCCAAGGCGGCCCCAAAGACUUUCGAGAACGCCAGUUGGAAAAGAAGCGGCAACAGGGCGAUCGCAUCCAUGGAGCAUCUCGUGCAAGAGAAGAUGCUGGGAUUGAACUGUCAGAUAGCGCUCUGUAUGGCGGCGACGAUAACGCCAAUCGCUUUGAAGGUGCUCUGGCCCGGGAAAAGGCUCGCAAGGCAAAACGAGCCGACGACCGGGCCAAUCGGAUUCAGGAGUUACAAGCCAAGGAGCAGGAGCGACAAGAAAACAUGUUGGAGAUGUUGGGUUUGAAGAAUCUUAAGCCGGGACAAAAGAUCACCAUUGCUCCCCGAAAGGAUGGGUGA
Messenger RNA from Cylindrotheca closterium, 1266 nucleotides. The record is from the annotation of a GenBank genome assembly. NCBI's taxonomy places the organism in Eukaryota, Bacillariophyta, Bacillariophyceae, Bacillariales, Bacillariaceae.